AUGGCGAUGCCAGUCAUCCUCCUGUCAAUCCUUGCCUCGGUGAUAGGUGACAAUUCGCCUGAACAGAUUCACCUCUCCUUGAGUCGUGAUCCCAACGCCAUGACUGUAAUGUGGACAACACAACAAAAAUCUUCUGAGUCCAUCGUUCUCUACGGAGAACACGAAAUGUCAAUGCGAGUUUUCGCUGUACAAACACCCUUCGUGGAUGGAGGCGAGGAGCAGCGAGUCAUUUACAUGCAUGAAGCCACCCUUCGGGACCUGCAACCGAACAGCACUUAUGGUAAUUUGUGGAGACGGCGUCAUGAAAAUCAGAUUUGUAGACAAAUUGGACAGCUAGCAUAA
Molecule: messenger RNA, 342 nt
Organism: Hydatigera taeniaeformis
Lineage: Eukaryota; Metazoa; Platyhelminthes; Cestoda; Cyclophyllidea; Taeniidae
Source: the annotation of a GenBank genome assembly